ACACACACACACACGUGAUGUGUCCGUGUUUUUCCCAAGCAGGUCCUUCAUUUUUUCUUGGCCAUUUACAAGAUGUGUUCUAAUGGAGUCUCAGGUGUAUUUUUGACUUUUGCGUUGCUUUUGCCUUUUCUUGGCGUUCACUCAAUAAAUCCUCUGUUUCCAACCGCAUCCAGAGGCAUGAAAGUGUCUAAAACUGUUCCUGCCGAUGGCCACAGAAGAGCCAAAUACAGCAAAGGUACAUUGUCAGCAUCACAGUUAUCAGGAGACGUCCAGUCACAGCGGGCGAUCAAGGAUGCAGUUGAACCUCAUGAUUACAUGAUCUCCAUCUACAAGACCUUUUCCGCGGCUGAGAAACUGGGAAUCAACGCGAGCUUUUUCCGCUGGUCAAAAGCAGCAAACACCAUAACGAGUUUUGUGGACGAGGGUCAAGAUGACCUUUUGAACUCCCCACUGUGGAGGCAGAAAUACUUAUUCGAUGUAUCGACUCUUUCUGAAAACGUGGAGCUCUUGGGUGCUGAACUGAGGAUAUACACAAAGAUCUCCGGAAGCUUCCGAGCGUCUGAGACGGGCCCGGUGGAGAUACAGCUGCUCUCCUGCCAGUCGCACACGGUCCUUGAUUCCAAAACCUUGGAUCUGGAGGACGCGCAUAAACCGAAAUGGGAGGUUUUUGACGUAUGGGAGGUUUUUAAGGAACGUCGGCGCCACUACCAUGGUACGCGCUUCUGUCUGGAGCUCAAGGCGACGCUAGAUAAUCCUGAGAGGGAAGCCGACUUGCAAUAUCUUGGAUUUCACAGACAUGGCCGUCCGCAACUAAAGAAAGCCAUAUUGGUUGUUUUCACGAGGUCUAAAAAGAGACAAAGCCUUUUCUAUGAAAAAAGGGAGAAGAUAAAGCUGUGGGGUUUGGAUAGUCUCGGGAAGGAGAAAGGACCGCACUCGAAGCCCCGACGGAGAAGACGGACCACUUUACCCAACCGUCAUGGCAAGAGGCAUGGCAAAAAGUCUAAAUCUAGGUGCAGCAAAAAGCCUUUGCAUGUGAAUUUCACGGAGCUGGGUUGGGACGACUGGAUCAUCGCUCCAUUAGACUAUGAGGCCUAUCACUGUGAGGGAAUGUGUGACUUCCCUCUCCGAUCUCACCUGGAGCCCACCAAUCAUGCCAUUAUACAAACUCUCAUGAACUCCAUGAACCCCAGCAACAUGCCGCCCAGCUGUUGCGUCCCGUCCAAACUCAGUCCCAUCAGCAUCCUGUACAUCGACGCAGGAAAUAACGUGGUAUACAAGCAGUAUGAGGACAUGGUGGUGGAGUCCUGCGGCUGCAGGUGAUUGUGAAGUUCAAAUUAAAGAGGACGUUUCAAUAAAUAUGUCUUCACAACACUGCUGGAAUCCUCAGCUGAAAUGCUAUGCUGUAAUAUGAUUUUUGGACUGGAAUCAAGCACAGAAAUAUUCUUACAUCACUCUUAGUUCCAUUUCACUGGACAGUUUUAUACUUAAAUUGUUUGUGUGUACAAGAAAACUUCACUCCUACAACAUGUUCCUGCUUUAAAUAACUGUAUUUUAUGGACUGAUAUGUAAAAAAUAAUAAUAAUAAUUGUAAAGGUACAAAUGUUAAUUUAUGUUCAGUUACACUAAGUUAUUUUCUCUUUAAGUGCCAUCAUUUAUUCAGUAAUAAUAUUUCACACAUAUAAAUAAGCCAUUUUAGGUAUUGUAUCUAUCUACCUCAUUGUACAAACUAUGUUAUUGUGUAAAUAUCUUCCUCAUCUCAUGAAAGGUUUUGUAGAUAUUUUAUAAAAAAGUAUGAACCACAUUAUUCCUUCAAUAAAAUACCAUAAAAUUAAAUAUUUCUUCUUGAACAUUGCCUUUUUGUUAUUGUUUGCAUUCGCUGGAUAAGUAUUGAACUGAAUUACUAUCAGUUGCAUAAUAGAGAACAGUAAUGAUUGUUUUUAAAAUUUGAAUGUUUAUUAAAUGAA
Molecule: messenger RNA, 1964 nt
Organism: Carassius gibelio (silver crucian carp)
Lineage: Eukaryota; Metazoa; Chordata; Actinopteri; Cypriniformes; Cyprinidae
Gene: gdf6b
Product: growth differentiation factor 6b
Exons: 2
Coding region: 73-1320 (415 amino acids)
Biological process (GO): SMAD protein signal transduction; BMP signaling pathway
Cellular component (GO): extracellular region
Molecular function (GO): growth factor activity; cytokine activity
Source: RefSeq, a predicted model, not a curated record